This is a messenger RNA of Nannospalax galili (Upper Galilee mountains blind mole rat), 5248 nucleotides long. RefSeq names its product integrin alpha-X. Gene Ontology annotation, molecular function: integrin binding. Lineage: Eukaryota; Metazoa; Chordata; Mammalia; Rodentia; Spalacidae. The record is from RefSeq and is a predicted model, not a curated record. Bases 114 to 3617 code for a protein of 1167 amino acids. Gene Ontology annotation, cellular component: integrin complex; external side of plasma membrane. Gene Ontology annotation, biological process: cell adhesion mediated by integrin; integrin-mediated signaling pathway; cell-cell adhesion. The transcript is spliced from 31 exons.
AUCUACAUGGACUUCAGAACAGCUGGGACACUCAUCUUUGACUACAUCAACAGUGCCUUGGUAGCUGUUCCUGAGGUGGCCUAGGCGCUCAGAGCACUGCCUCUGUUCUCGUCAUGAGCAGUACCUGCACAGCCCUCUUUCUGAUGAUGGCCUUCAUGCCUUCUCUCAGCUUCAACCUGGAUACAGAGCGGCCGACAAACUUCCACAUGGACAGUGCUGGGUUUGGACAUAGCGUGGUCCAGUAUGGAAACUCCUGGGUGGUGGUUGGAGCACCCAAGGAAAUAAAGGCCACUAAUCAAAUAGGUGGCCUCUACAAAUGUGGCUACAGCACAGGCACAUGUGAGCCCAUCCACCUGCAGGUGCCCCCAGAGGCUGUGAACAUGUCCCUGGGCCUGUCCCUCGCUGCUGCCACCAAUCCCUCCUCGCUGCUGGCCUGCGGUCCUACCGUGCACCACACGUGCAGAGAGAAUAUCUACUUGACUGGGUUCUGCUUUCUGCUGGGCUCAUCCUUCCUGAAGGAUCAAAGGUUCCCAGCUGCUCUGCAGGAGUGUCCAAGGCAGGAACAGGACAUCGUGUUCUUGAUUGACGGCUCAGGUAGCAUUUCUUCCAACAAUUUUAAAACAAUGCUGGACUUUGUGAAAGCUGUGAUGAACCAGUUCCAGAGACCUAACACACAGUUCUCCCUGGUGCAGUUCUCCAACCGUUUCCAGACACAUUUCACUUUCAGUGACUUCAUCUCCAGUCCAAACCCUUUAAACCUCCUGAAUUCUGUAUACCAACUGUUUGGGACAACGCACACAGCUACAGCUAUUCAGCAUGUCAUAAUGCACCUGUUCACUGCCCAAAAUGGGGCCCGGAAAGAUGCCACUAGGAUCCUCAUUGUCAUCACUGAUGGAAGGAAAGAAGGUGACCACCUGGAUUAUAAAGAUGUCAUUCCCACAGCAGAGAAAGCAGGCAUCAUCCGUUAUGCAAUUGGGGUAGGAAGGGCUUUUCACCACGCUCAUUCCUGGCAAGAAUUAAAUAACAUUGCAUCAAAGCCUUCCCAGGAUCACAUAUUCAGUGUGGACAACUUUGGUGCUUUGAAGGAUAUUCAAAACCAGCUGAAGGAGAAGAUCUUUGCCAUUGAGGGUACAGAGACAGUAAGAAGCAGUUCUUUUGAACUGGAGAUGUCCCAGGAGGGUUUCAGUGCUGUACUGACACCUGAUGGACCAGUUCUGGGGGCUGUGGGAAGCUUCAGCUGGUCUGGAGGUGUCUUCCUGUAUCCUCCAAAUAUGAGACCCACCUUCAUCAACAUGUCUCAGGAGAAUGUGGACAUGAGGGAUGCUUACCUGGGUUACUCCACUGAGCUGGCCUUUUGGAAGGGGGUCUACAGCCUGGUCCUAGGGGCCCCUCGCCACCAGCACACCGGGAAGGCUGUCAUCUUUACCCAGGAAUCCAGGCAGUGGAGGCCAAAAUCUGAAGUCAGAGGGACUCAGAUUGGCUCCUACUUUGGGGCCUCCCUUUGCUCUGUGGACAUGGACAGAGAUGGCAACACAGACCUGGUCCUGAUUGGGGCCCCCCAUUACUAUGAGCAGACCCGAGGGGGCCAGGUGUCUGUGUGCCCCAUGCCCAGGGGGAGGAGCAGGUGGCAGUGUGAGGCCACUCUCCAUGGGGAGCAGGGCCAUCCUUGGGGCCGCUUUGGGGCGGCUCUGACAGUGCUGGGGGAUGUGAAUGGGGACAGCCUGACAGAUGUGGCUGUCGGUGCACCUGGAGAGCAGGAGAACCGGGGUGCUGUCUACAUAUUUCAUGGAGCCUCAAAACUGGUCAUCGGUCCCUCACCCAGCCAGAGGAUUACAGGAUCCCAGUUUUCCUCCAGGCUCCAGUAUUUUGGGCAGUCUUUGAGUGGGGGUCAUGACCUCACCCAGGAUGGACUGGUGGACCUGGCUGUGGGGUCCCAGGGGCGUGUGCUGCUGCUCAGGACCAGACCUAUCCUCAGGAUGUUGGUGGCUAUGCACUUCUUACCUGCAGAGAUCACCAGGUCUGUGUUUGAGUGCCAGGAGCAGGUAACGUCUGUCCGGGCAUUGAGUAAUGUCACUGUCUGCCUUCAGAUUUAUGAAAGCCCAAAGACCCAACUAGGUAGCCUCCAAAGUUCUGUGACCUUUGACUUGACCCUAGACCCCGGACGCAUGCAUCCCCGUGCCAUCUUCCAGGAGACAAAGACCCGAGCUCUGACUCGGGUCCAACACCUUGAUCUGAACCAGCACUGUGAAACUAUGAAGUUGCUCCUCCCAGCCUGUGUGGAGGACUCAGUGACCCCUAUCACUUUGCGCCUCAACUUCUCUCUUAUUGGCAUGCCCAUGUCUUCCUUCCAAAACCUCCAACCCAUGCUGGCUGCAGAUGCUCAAACAUACUUCACAGCCUCUCUUCCCUUCGAGAAGAACUGUGGAGAUGAUCACGUCUGCCAGGAUGACCUUGGCGUCACCUUUGGCUUCUCAGGCUUGAAGACUUUGAUAGUGGGGAAUGACCUGGAGCUGCAUGUAGAUGUGACGGUAUCCAAUGACGGCGAAGAUUCCUAUGGGACCAUGGUCACCUUCUUCUACCCAGAGGGACUGUCCUUUCGAAAAGUAGCCAAAGGCAAAGUAUUCCCUCUGAGGAUGAAAGAGAGCCAGACGCAGCAGCGCUCUCUGCACCUCACAUGUGACAGUGCUCCAGGUAGGAGCCAGGGCACUUGGGGUACCAGCUGCAGCAUCAGCCAUGUUAUCUUCCGAGGAGGCACGCAGAUGACUUUCUUGAUAACUUUUGAUGUCUCCCCAAAAGCUGCACUGGGAGAUCACAUACUUCUGAUUGCCAAUGUGAGCAGUGAGAAUAGCAUAUCCAGGACCAGCAAAACCACCUUCCAGCUGGAGCUCCCAGUAAAGUAUGCUGUCUAUGCUUUGAUCAGCAGCCAUGAACAAUCCACCAAAUACCUUAACUUCUCAGCCUCAGAAGAAAAGGGGAGCAGUAUUGUUGAGCACAGAUACCAGGUGAAUAAUCUAGGACAGAGGGACGUGCCAGUCAGCAUCACCUUCCAGGUACCUGUGGAGCUGAAGGGAGAAGCUGUGUGGACAGUAGCAAUCUCUCACCCUCAGAACCUGUCCAUCCAGUGCUCUGCAGAUAAAAUAGAGCCCACACAAUCGGACUUCCUGACUCACAUGCAGGGGAGACCUGUGCUGGACUGUUCCAUCGCUGACUGCCUGUGGCUCCACUGUGACAUCCCCUCCCUGGGCAGCCAGGAGGAGCUUGACUUCAUUCUGAAGGGCAACCUCAGCUUCAGCUGGGUCAGCCAGACAUUGCAGAAGAAGGUGUUGGUCAUGAGUGUGGCUGAAAUCAGUUUCAACACAUCUGUAUAUUCCCAGAUUCCAGGACAGGAGGCAUUCCUGAGAGCCCAGCUGAAGACAGUGCUGGAGAAGUACGAAGUCCCCAACCUGAUCCCUCUCAUUGUGGGCAGCUCAGUAGGAGGUCUACUGUUGCUGGCUCUCAUCACAGCCACACUGUACAAGACUGGUUUCUUCAAGCGCCAAUACAAGGAAAUGAUGGAGGAAGCAAAUGGACAGGUUGUCCCAGAAAAUGGGGCGCCAGACCACCAAGUUUCCCAGUGAGAACUUACCUCCUCUUCUUUGAACCUGCCUUCCUGGGAGGUUGCCCAGCUCUUGUCCCUUUCCCAGUCCCCUAAGGCAGACCCAAGGGUAAAGAAACAUUCCACACCAGGAAGCCUGGGCAUGGCUGCCUUUGCUCUUUGUGUCUUGCUUGCUAAGGGCCAUUUGUCUGGUCAAAGCUUCACCUGGAAACUCUGAGGACAGGGGCUCUGCUUUGAUCCUGAGGACUUGACUUGGAAUUUCUACCUGGGAAUUCACGGGCAGCUCAGUGGCCCCAGUCUCCCCUCCUCCAUUAAUACCUAGGCUCUAUCUACGAUGCAGAACUGAAUCAGCCACUCAUCCUUGUCCAUCUUCAGCGGCUCCUCUCUACUCUGAAGAUAAGUCCGAGCUUUCCAUCCAAUUGGGUGUUAGAACUGAGUUCCAUCUCCAGAAUAUGGGCUUCAGAGAACACAGCACAAGGCAGUCUAUGCUUCCUAGCACUCAUUUCUAGUAAGACACUGUCAGCGCCAACGCUUAGCUUCUCCUUGGAACUCUCAAUCCAGCUUUCUCAAGGUUAACUGACAAGGAAACAUCUAUGCAUUGUCCUUCACAUCGGUGUUGCCAGCUGGGAAGAACGAGCACGCUGUACCCUCAGGAGGGAAUUGCUUCAGCACUGCUUAACCCUGCCCAGUUCCAGGUCAAAAGAGACCCCUGUCACUUUACUAUGUGAUUCUUCCUGGGAAGACAUAAACAUCUAUUUACCCAAGAUUAGAACACCAACAAAAGACCAAAGAAACUACCCAAAUCUGGUUUAGUGAACAAAUAGGGCUCUCAUAGCUCAGUUCCAGCAUGGUGUCUCCAUACCUUGCAGUCAAUGUGUGAUGUCUUCAGCAAUAGGGACUUCUCAUCUAGCUCUAACAUGCAACCAACAGCACUGGCAACAGCUUCAUAUGGUUUGGGGGCAUCAGCGACCUCCCUAGCUCAUAACUUAUAGGGAAGGAGCUGCCUUAUGGCUCCUGGGAGUGCCUUUUUCCACACAUGUGGUGUGCCUUCAUUCAAACUCUUUAACUGAUGUUUUUAUCGUUCUCUCGAUGCUUUUCCAAAUCUAUAAGACAGCCAAGGAUUAGCAUAUAUUUCACAUAUAUAAUAUGUCUAUAAGAAUAAGAAACUUUUUAUUGUCAUCAGCCUUGAUCAAAGAAGCUUCUCUUUACAGCAAAUGGCGCUUAUUGCAGACUCAGGGCUAGUCAUGGUGCUGAGAAUAAGUGACUGCUGAGUGUUCAGCAUCAAAUGGGACACACAGAUCUCCCUCCUCCAAGUCUCAGAAAACACCUUGGAAGAAAGGGCAGAAAGAAUGUAAAAGCCCAGCUGUAGGGAGAGGACUGUGAAACUCUGUCUUAUGGGCACGACAUGGCGGAAGCACUCACAAACUCACACAGCUGCCAUUGCCUGCAUAGGGUCUUAGAGGGCUCAUGGGCUCCGCCUUGCCUAAGGGAGCUAAGGGCAGUCAAGGACUACUGAAGGAGAAGUCCUUAUCUCCAGUGAUGUAACCGUUGGUGAGUUACCCAUGCUGUAGUGGACAUGACCGCAUGAGUGGUCCUGAGUAAAACCAGUGGAUUGCAAAACAAAGAUAUAAAACAAAAACACGUGAAAGUGGG